Molecule: messenger RNA, 384 nt
Organism: Durusdinium trenchii
Lineage: Eukaryota; Dinophyceae; Suessiales; Symbiodiniaceae
Source: the annotation of a GenBank genome assembly
AUGGCCUCGGUGCAAACGCUCCAUUUGCCUGACAAGGACGCCAAGCUCGGCUGUGGCUUCGACAGCACCUGCAGAGAGGUGACGAAAGUGCAGCCAGGCUCCCUGGCAGAUCAGCAUGGAGUGGCUCCUGGCUUCAUUCUCAUGUCCAUCAACGGCGACGACUCCCUCACCGGGGACAUCAAGGAAAAGCUCAAGGCACGGCCGGUCACCCUGCAGCUGGGACCCAAAGAGGCAAAGGAGGUGGUGACUGAGGCCUCGCCGCACAGUCCUCCGGAACCAGAAGGAGUCGUCACGUUGGUGGCCAUGGAGGGCAGCCUGGGCUUUGGGGUGAGCGCCUUUCCCCCCGGUGGAGACGAAGAUUUGGGUGAAGAAGGUGGAGCCUGA